This is a messenger RNA of Prorocentrum cordatum, 549 nucleotides long. NCBI's taxonomy places the organism in Eukaryota, Dinophyceae, Prorocentrales, Prorocentraceae. The record is from the annotation of a GenBank genome assembly.
AUGAUCCCAUGUCUGUGGUCCUCUCUUGCUCACAGCCGGGCGCCAUAUGCUGCGAGCCCAGGCGCCCCGGCAGCGCACCCCCGCGCCAGUUGCGCGCGCGCAAGCGCUGGGGCGCGGCUGCGGCAGCGGGCCCCCGGCUGGGUGUUUGGCGCCGCGGGCGCCGCGGGCGCGCUGGCCCCAAGAGGUCUGGGCUGGGGCGGCAGGAGGCUCUCGGGGCGUGACGGGGGAGGCGGCCGACCGGGAGUCGCGCCUGCGUCUGCUGGACGCGCUGGGGGCGGCGCUGCAGCUGGCCGAGAGGAGAGCGGGGCCCGCGGUGAGGCGGAUCGGCUGCGGGCCCGGCUCGGGCGGGAGGAGGCGGCGUGCCCAGGGGCGGCGCUGGAGUGGCGGCGCACGGAGCAGCUGCGGCAGAGCCGGGACAAGGCGCUGGGCCCUGGCGGCGGUCUGCCGCCCAGGCUCCUGGCGGUGGAGGCCCUCCGGGAGCUGGCGUCGCCGCCGCUGCCGGUGCCAGGCGCCGAGGAGAGGCCCUGCUCCAGGUCCUCGGCGAGGUGA